GCAUGCUCAUCACAGCAAACCAGACCAGCCAGGGCAUCAUCCAGUGGCCGGCGAGCUGAACGAGUGCUAGCUUGUUUGUGGUUGAGAGAUGGAGGCGAGGGUGGGGGCAACGGCGGCGGUGCUCGUGCUGCUGGCGAUGGUGCUCGUCCCGGAGGCGUGCCGGGCGGAGCGGUUCGUCGUCGGCGACGCGGCGCGGUGGACGUGGGGGUACAACUACACCGACUGGGUCAUCAGGAAGGGACCCUUCUUCCAGGACGACACCCUUGUGUUCACGUACGACCCGCCGAACGCGACGACGCACGCGCACAGCGUGUACCUGAUGCGGAACCUCGCCGACUACCAGUCGUGCAACAUCAAGGCGGGCAAGCUGGUGGCCGGCGUGGCGCAGGGCUCCGGUGCGGGCUUCGAGUUCGUGCUCAAGAAGCGCAAGAUGCACUACUUCGUCUGCGGCGAGCGCCAAGGCGUCCACUGCACAACCGGCCUCAUGAAGUUCGUCGUCAAGCCCAAGAGCUCCGUCUGCCGCGACGACUGACCGCCCCUUCUCACAGCCCCCCGGUGGUUCCAUGGCGUCCGCGGCCUUCGCCGCCUCCUUCUGCAUGCCUCCUCCUCCUUCUUCUUCUUCUUCUUCUUCUUCUUCUAUUCUGUCUCAAAUCAUUUGUUAUACUUGCUGCUUGUAAGUUAUCACAAUUGUUGCAUUCAUAUGUGUCGUGUUGUGUAACUGUGUUGCCUGUACGCUAUUUAUCAUAACGGUGGCGUGUGUUGCUACAAAUCAAGGGAGUAUGUAAUGCGAAAUGAGGGAUUGUUAGUCCAUGAGUAGCUGUUGUGUCAA
This is a messenger RNA of Hordeum vulgare subsp. vulgare (domesticated barley), 829 nucleotides long. Its product is annotated as blue copper protein 1b-like. Bases 89 to 532 code for a protein of 147 amino acids. NCBI's taxonomy places the organism in Eukaryota, Viridiplantae, Streptophyta, Magnoliopsida, Poales, Poaceae. The record is from RefSeq and is a predicted model, not a curated record. The transcript is spliced from 2 exons. Gene Ontology annotation, molecular function: electron transfer activity.